Molecule: messenger RNA, 3596 nt
Organism: Propithecus coquereli (Coquerel's sifaka)
Lineage: Eukaryota; Metazoa; Chordata; Mammalia; Primates; Indriidae
Gene: TRHDE
Product: thyrotropin-releasing hormone degrading enzyme
Exons: 15
Biological process (GO): peptide catabolic process; proteolysis
Cellular component (GO): cytoplasm
Molecular function (GO): peptide binding; metalloaminopeptidase activity; zinc ion binding
Source: RefSeq, a predicted model, not a curated record
GAAAAACAGAGGUUUCUGACGGAUGUUCUGCAUGAAGUGAUGCUGCUUGACGGUCUGGCCAGUUCUCAUCCGGUAUCACAGGAAGUGCUGCAGGCAACAGAUAUUGACAGGGUGUUUGACUGGAUCGCAUAUAAAAAGGGCGCUGCUUUAAUUAGAAUGCUGGCUAAUUUUAUGGGCCAUUCAGUUUUUCAGAGUGGUUUGCAAGAUUAUUUAACUAUUCACAAGUAUGGCAAUGCAGCCAGAAAUGAUCUCUGGAAUACAUUAUCAGAGGCUUUAAAAAGGAAUGGAAAGUAUGUAAAUAUACAAGAAGUAAUGGAUCAGUGGACACUCCAGAUGGGUUAUCCUGUUAUCACCAUCUUGGGAAACACAACCACAGAAAAUAGAAUAAUAAUUACCCAACAACAUUUUAUUUAUGACAUCAGUGCUAAAACUAAAGCACUUGAACUUCAAAAUAACAGUUACCUGUGGCAGAUUCCAUUAACUAUUGUGGUAGGAAAUAGAAGCCAUGUGUCUUCAGAAGCAAUUAUUUGGGUGUCUAACAAAUCAGAGCACCACAGAAUAACUUAUUUCAACAAAGGAAGCUGGCUGCUGGGGAACAUCAAUCAAACUGGUUAUUUUAGAGUCAACUAUGACCUAAGGAACUGGCGAUUGUUAAUUGAUCAAUUAAUCAGGAACCAUGAGGUUCUAUCUGUCAGUAAUCGAGCGGGUUUGAUCGACGAUGCCUUCAGCCUGGCCAGGGCUGGCUAUUUGCCUCAGAAUAUUCCCCUGGAGAUUAUGAGAUACCUGUCUGAGGAGAAGGAUUUUCUUCCUUGGCACGCUGCCAGCCGAGCUCUUUAUCCUCUAGACAAAUUACUGGACCGCAUGGAGAACUACAAUGUCUUCAAUGAAUAUAUUUUAAAGCAAGUUGCAACAACGUACAUCAAGCUUGGAUGGCCAAAAAACAAUUUUAAUGGAUCUCUUGUUCAAGCAUCCUACCAGCAUGAAGAACUACGUAGAGAAGUUAUAAUGCUGGCUUGUAGUUUUGGCAACAAACACUGUCACCAACAGGCAUCAACGCUUAUUUCAGAUUGGAUUUCCAGCAACAGAAACAGAAUACCACUAAAUGUUAGAGACAUCGUCUACUGUACAGGAGUGUCACUACUGGAUGAGGAUGUCUGGGAAUUUAUAUGGAUGAAAUUCCACUCUACCACAGCAAUUUCUGAGAAGAAAAUAUUAUUGGAGGCCUUAACUUGCAGUGAUGACAGAAAUUUAUUAAAUAGGCUUCUAAAUCUGUCACUGAAUUCUGAGGUGGUUCUGGAUCAAGAUGCAAUUGAUGUCAUAAUCCAUGUAGCUCGAAAUCCACAUGGCCGAGACCUUGCCUGGAAGUUUUUCAGAGAUAAAUGGAAGAUAUUAAAUACCAGGUAUGGAGAAGCAUUAUUUAUGAAUUCCAAACUUAUCAGUGGAGUCACAGAAUUUCUUAAUACUGAAGGUGAACUCAAAGAGCUAAAGAACUUCAUGAAGAGCUACGAUGGCGUAGCUGCUGCUUCUUUCACACGAGCUGUGGAAACUGUUGAAGCUAAUGUGCGCUGGAAAAUGCUUUAUCAAGAUGAGCUUUUCCAAUGGUUAGGAAAGGCUCUGAGACAUUAAUACAUGUCUCUUAUAAACAAUUCAACUCAGAAUUUUGAGAGAAGACCUGCUUUAUGUGGAAUGAGGAAAAUGUUUUACAUGGAAAAUGGCCAGCUUUUCAGUGUUAACAUGUGGGAGGAAUUAUUUUUUUUAAUUUUUUGGUUUUGAGGGAUAUUUUUUAUUUGUUUCAUUCAUUCUGUUUUGUUUCUCUACUGGGUGUUCUUCUCUAAAGAAAAUCUUGCAAAUGAAAGUAGCCAUGAUUGCUUCAGCUGUACAUUCAUUGCUGUACAGGACCAAAUAUGAUAGUGAUGCAUGUCGAUGUUGCAGUCAGUUUGGAAAAACAUAUUCAGAAUAUUCUGUGCAUGGAUGUAUGGUCCUGCCUGUAUUCCAGCAUGCUUGUUUAAAAUGUCCAAUGUUGUAUGUGAAUAUAUGUUACAUCCAGGAUGGGCAUUACGCAAAAGCACAAAAAUUAUAUAUGACAAUCAGUGUUACAAUGGAAGAAAAACUAAAAAAAGGGAAUUGUUCUCAGUCAAGGGCAAUGUGAGAGGUAAAGUAGCCCAAUAAGUGAUUAACAACACUUAUUUCAGCACUCGGAUUGUCUGGCAAUGAUUAAUGUGGUUGCUAACUCAUUUUCUUUGAGUUGAAGUUGUGUAUACAUUUUAAAAGGCAUAUCGAUAGUGUAUGCAUAUGUAUAUGUACAUAGGGAAGCCCCGUAUGUAUAUAGUAUGUUGUACACUGCACAUGUGCAAAGAAUCUCUUCAGAUCAAAGAAAAUUUAUUUCUUUUUAUAAACUUAUAAAGACUUGGAAAAAGCUUAGAAGAAUUUAUCUCAACAUUUUCCUUCCUAUUGCCUAAGUUUUUCAAGUGUUAUGGAUUUUCCAUCUACUUCUUGAACAAUGGUCUAUUCUACCACAUGAAGAUGAAUUCAAACAAAACUUAUAUAUAAAUUAACCACUCUUCUAAUUCUCCUAAGUAGCAUCCUUGCAUAUAGAUUCUGUCAUCAUUUUUGGUGAAACCUCCUAUUGCAUGAAACAAUAGUGUAAACUUAUAAUUAUCAGUGCUGAGGAAGUGUCUAUUUUCCCUCUUGUUUUCCCACUUUAUUUGGGGUAGUCAAGAGAGUUAAAAAUUCUCUAUGUGUUGGUCUUUCUGUCUGUGUUGCUCUAAUCCUCUAUUAAGCAGCCAUACCUCAACUGGGUCUAUCAGCAUUUAAUGACCUUUGAUGCCAGUUGUACCAUCCCUUAAAAUGAAAAGUUACUUUUCUUGUGCUAAUGUACAAAGCUUUUCUUUUGGCACUGACAACUCUGUUCUACCUGGGAAUUUUGAAUAACCAUUUUCAUGGCUGUGUGUUAUGUAACACAAAUGUAUUUAAAUGGUAUUCUCACCCAGUAGGCCAGCUCUUCAAACAUCGCUUAGAUGCUUCAAAAUUAACAUAUUUUAAGUUUAUGAUUAUAAAUUACCAAUACAACUACUAUACAUAACCAAAUAUUUGUGGAACACUUCCUAUCUUCCUGAGGCUUUCCAUUCCUCCAAAUCUUGCAAAUCAUUGAAACAAGUAUAUUCUAACACUAAUAGUCACGGAAUACUGAAAAAUAAAUUAAAGGUUUUAGAAACUGGAGCCAUAGAAUUAUUUUAAAUUUGUAGAAAAGAAGAGCAAUUUCCUAAUCCAUAGAAUAAGUACCACCAAAAAUUGAAUUUUAUUAUUUAAGCAAUUAAUACCUAUUACUCCUACCUGAUUUUUCAGCACUGCAUUCAGUUCAAAUACAUUCAUUUUAAGUAUUCCAUGUGGUGUAAAGAAGACAUGGUAAUGCUUAGUUUAAGAUCUAAAAGUUAUCCCACCAAUCAGAAAUGAUAAAAUCCAACUACACACAUCACAUUUAUGAAAUUCUUAAUUAAAGGGAAAAGUUCUGAAACAUAACAAUAAUAAAUAUCACACUCCUGUGCAAGUAUAAAACAUGCAUCAUUUUACCACUGAAGUCAUGUAACAGAAAAGAU